AUGGCCGCCAGCCCUAUGCUCUGCUCAAUAGGACUCGAGAAUGCCUCACUCGUCAAAUUUGUACUGGCAACCUUUGUCGCUUUCCCUCUGCUGUUCGUUAUCGGGUUCUACCUAUGGGUCACACCGAGCACGUUGAAAGACUCACGACGGAAACACCUUCCGCCAGGUCCUCGUGGUUUGCCCUUCCUUGGGAACUUCUUUGAAAUGUCCAAGGCUGAAACGUUUCGAUUUCAGGCGCAAAAGUGGGCAAAGGAGUAUGGUGAGAUCUUCUAUACCAAGAUGGGAGGAGCUGACUACAUCUACUUGUCAUCUCCCACUGCGGUAAAGGAAUUGAUGGACAAGAAAUCUGGAAUAUACUCCUCACGACCGCCAGCGCCGCUUGCCAGCGAUGUCGCAUCCGCUGGUCGACGACAACUGUUUAUGCCAUAUGGACCCAAAUACCGUGUUGUCCGAAAGAUUGCUCACCAGCUCCUUAACAUCACCGUUUCCACCAGCUACCAACCCAUUCAAGAUCUAGAAUCCAAGCAACUGAUGUACGAUCUGCUCCACGACCCAGAACACUUUUAUGAUCACAACCGGCGCUACUCGUCAAGCGUUAUCCUUACCGUGGCAUAUGGUCAUCGGAUGGCAGAUUGGGACAAUCCAUUGGUGAAGAAGAUUUACAGUGUGGUCAACAACCUGCAGCAAUUCUCCGCUCCUGGUGCCUUCCUCGUUGACACGUGGCCCUCACUGCGAUAUUUUCCCCAAUGGAUGUUUGGUAAUUGGCGGAAAUUCGGCGAGAAAUGCUUUGCUCAUGAUUCGGUUGUCUAUCUUAAGCUCUGGGGCGAUUUGAAGAAAGAGGUAGACGAAGGGAAAGCCAAUCCAUGCUUUGCGAAGGACUUUUACCUGAGCGAUCCCAAAAAACUCGGGUUGGACCAGCUCCAAGCAGCGUAUCAAACUGGUGGCCUGGUGGAGGCUGGUUCCGAAACAACAUCGGCGUUCUUGAACUCUUGGAUUUUGACUAUGACCCUGAACCCUCAUAUCAUGAGAAAGGCUCAGGAAGAGGUCGAUCGAGUAGUUGGAGAAGACAGACUGCCUACAUGGGAAGACGAGCAAAAUCUACCCUAUCUCAGAGCCAUGAUUAAGGAAUUGCUUCGCACCCGUCCACCCAACAAAUUUGGCAUGCAACACUACACGACAGAAGAUGACUGGUUCAAGGGCUACUUCAUCCCCAAAGACACAGUGGUUGUCUUGAACUGGUGGGCAAUAAACUACGAUCCGUCUCACUGGGACAAACCAGAUGAGUUUAUGCCGGAGCGCUUCCUCGGCUACGAUCUACCGGCCGCCUCCUACAUCAACAUUGGAGAUCCCAGCCAGCGCGACCACUUCUCGUACGGAGCUGGAAGGCGGGUUUGUCCGGGUGUGCAUGUGGCCGAAAAGUCCCUAUAUUUGAACAUUGCCCGUGUCUUGUGGGCGUUCAACAUCUCAAAGAAAAUAUGCAAAGAUGGCAGUCUGAUUGAGCCAAACACCGCGAUGGUCCCAGGCUGGAUGACAAUCCCACAGCCGUUUGAAUGCGAUAUUACUGUAAGAUCAGAAAAGAAGGCGGCAUUGAUCAACGAUAUUUGGGCAGAGGCAAAGAGAAACCUUGACGGAAAAUAG
Molecule: messenger RNA, 1638 nt
Organism: Cladophialophora psammophila CBS 110553
Lineage: Eukaryota; Fungi; Ascomycota; Eurotiomycetes; Chaetothyriales; Herpotrichiellaceae
Exons: 2
Coding region: 1-1638 (545 amino acids)
Molecular function (GO): iron ion binding; monooxygenase activity; oxidoreductase activity, acting on paired donors, with incorporation or reduction of molecular oxygen
Source: RefSeq, a predicted model, not a curated record